GCGCGAUGCCCUGCACUCGGUGCGCCCUCCGCGGACCGGGCGACCCAGUGUGCAGCGAGAGCGGUACUCUGUGUCCGGCUGACCCCGCGCCGAGCCCGGGCGGCUCGGGCCGCGGCCGCACACCGCGCCACGCGUCGAGAGCGCAGGCCCCUAAGGCCCGCUGCACUGACAGCAUGAGCCGCACGGCCUACACUGUGGGGGCCCUGCUUCUCCUCUUGGGGACCCUGCUGCCGGCUGCUGAAGGGAAAAAGAAAGGGUCCCAAGGGGCCAUCCCCCCUCCGGACAAGGCCCAGCACAACGACUCCGAGCAGACUCAGUCUCCCCAGCAGCCUGGCUCCAGGAACCGGGGGCGGGGCCAGGGGCGCGGCACGGCCAUGCCGGGGGAGGAGGUGCUGGAGUCCAGCCAGGAGGCCCUGCACGUGACCGAGCGCAAGUACCUGAAGCGAGACUGGUGCAAAACCCAGCCGCUGAAGCAGACCAUCCACGAGGAGGGCUGCAACAGCCGCACCAUCAUCAACCGCUUCUGCUACGGCCAGUGCAACUCCUUCUACAUCCCCAGGCACAUCCGCAAGGAGGAAGGCUCCUUUCAGUCCUGCUCCUUCUGCAAGCCCAAGAAGUUCACCACCAUGAUGGUCACGCUCAACUGCCCCGAACUGCAGCCGCCCACCAAGAAGAAGAGGGUCACGCGCGUCAAGCAGUGUCGUUGCAUAUCCAUCGAUUUGGAUUAAGCCCGGGCACACCCUGCCUGUCCUCGGGCUGCAGCCCCAGGCCGGCCCAGGGCCAGACCUAAAACAACCCGAUUCUUACUUGGCUUAAACCUAGAGGCAAGAAGACCCACCGGCUGCCCCCUGAUGGGAGCCUGCUAGUGCGUAGUCUGUGUGCAUGAGUGUGAGGGGGAGCCUGCGGGUGUUUGCAGACGCCGGAGGUCACACAGCCCCUGCCAGAGGGCACUUCUAUUCUGUAAACGUAUCUGCUUCCCUGCGGGAUGGCACAGAAAGCUCACGCCACCCGAUGCACAUUGGAAGGGGCAGGGCUGUGGUUCCAUUCUGCCUUGGUCUUCCACGGGCCCUCCUGGGGACCAGAAUCUCCCUUCAGAAUGAAUGUUCAUGGAAGAGGCUACUCUGAGGGCAAGAGACCUGUUUUAGAGCUGCAUUAGCCUUGGAAAAGAUUUUUCAACCUGUUCUUGCUUCCUCCUCCUUCUUCCCUCUCACAGUUCAUCCCUUCUUAGGAUCUCAGUGACUAUUUCCAUCUAACCCUCUACCUGCCAAGGGCUUUCAGAUAACUCACUUGACCAUAGGUGUAAAUGUUUCCCACUUGGGGAAGACCUUUCAGACUCUGGGGGAGACUGGUGGGGCGGGGGCAGGAAGGAUGAAGGAUUGAGAGAAGGGAGAGACUGAGGAUGAGGACCAGUCCAGACGUGCAGAGUCUGGAAAGGCUGACCCCCAAACACAGUGAGACCCAUGCUUUAGCAGGUUUUUGUCCUGGCAUUUAAAGAGCCCAAAGUGAACAGAGGAGAAGUGAAAUUGCCCCCCUCCGCCCCCAAAUCAUUAAUUGUAAUCACUGAUCACUCUGGCUGUCACUGUGACUGCAUGAACCAGCUGUAGUCCAGUAGCAAACUUCAAACCUAAAUAUUGACCUCCCCUGUUUUCAGAACCAAGUGAGUGUGAGCUAAACCAAACAGCCUCUCCUGCUUUGCGCCUCAGGGGGACAAAAGAUGUAGUUCAGACACUCCUCCAUAGGAAUAGGAAAAAACCCAAAACUUCAUAAGCAGAAGGUCCUAUUAUGUUUCCUUUUGCUUGGCUAUAAUCACCUUGUUCCCAGUUCAUUAUUUCUGUGUCAUGCUUCUGGGAGCCACAGCCCUGUAUUAUAAAGGUUCUGCCUCGGCCGAAUGUCCCUGGCAUUGAAGAGCCAGGCUGAGGAGAGAGUUUUGGGCCGGCUUCUUUUUAGCUAGAAGUAUAUUUUGGGUCUUUUUGUUUUAGCCAUUGACAAGAGGUUGAGCUUGAGAGCAGAGGAAGGAGAGGAAGGAGAUUACCUCUGGCUAAGGAGUAAGUUCAAUGCCAAGGAGGAGAUGUAAGGGGUAUGGCCUCCCUUUCUUCCUUGGCCCUCUGAGGGUCUAAUGGGAAACCCCAGUUAAGAAAUCAGAGCAUUUGGGUGCAUUAGCUGUCCUACUGGUAGGAUUUAUGUAACAUCGUGACCAUUCAGAGCCUACUGGUAGGCUCUGUUCUCUGAUCAUACUUGGGGUACCCCCAGUGCCUAUUAAGGAUUUAUCCAGUGGCCAAAGUGCAGGGUGGGUGAGCCUUCCUGCAUUUGGGAUUUGGCCAACUUGCUCUCUUCAAGCCUGAGGAUUUUACACGUAAACCACCCCCACCCCCAACACUCUUUUUGCCUUGCGUCUACUCAGCCUCACCAGCCAAGUCACGUGUAACAUGGGAAACAAGCACCAUAGACUUGGCGUUUCGGUUGCCCAUCAAGGCUCCAGCAUUCAAAGAACCAUUGCAACUAAAGAGGCUGCUUCUAUUUUAUUUUUGUUUUGGUCCAGUGCUCUCCCAACUAACAACUAAAUAGGAACCAUACUUUGAGGCAGAAAUCAUCUUGAACACCCAAAAUAUUGGGUCUAAUUUUAAAACUUUUAAACUCACUACUGAUGAUUCUCUACGAGGCGAAUUUGUGCAAACGCAGAGUCUGUGCAUUUCCUAUACACUGUACGCCCCUGCCCUGAAUCCUUCUCUCAUCCACGUCUUCCAACAAUAAAGCACAGAAUGGAUUUAAUUAAGCAUGCCAAUGCUAAGCCAGAAUUUUGAGGGUAGGGGAGAGGAAAAGAAAGGGGAAGGAGCUGAAAAUAUAAAACCACACCAGAGAGGGAAAAAUGACAUUCAGAACCAGCAGACACUGAAUCUCUCUUGUUUUUCUAACUCUGCCACACGCAUACGAUUUUGUUAAAAAGAGAUGACUAAAGUUGGCAGCAGGAAUCUUCUCUUUAGUAGCUUGUACCACAGUCUUGCAUGUAAGUCGGAUUUGGCUUAAGUAAAGAGAAUUUCCUCAAAAUUAACUUCACUGGGAUAAUGAGCAGUGUAACUGCCCUAAAAGCGCAGCGCUCGCCAAAGAGGGAAAUGCCUGCUUUUCUUACUGUGCCUAUAUUAAGACUAGCACAAGUACCGCGUGUCUUCCAACAUUUACUGAAGUGCCAUAUCUGUUACAUAUUGUAUUGAAGUCACCGAUGACGUAAUGAUACUUUUUUUCAUUACUGUAGUAGACUUCUUUCAUGGCAAGAUAUUUGUGGUCUAGAUCUUUCCUAUUAAAAUAAUGCCAAACACCAAAUAUGAAUUUUAUGAUGUACACUUUGUGCUUGGCAUUAAAAGAGAAAAACACACAUCCUGCAAGUCUGUAAGUUGUUUUUUUGUUAUUGUAGUGCUUCGAAGUUAAAAAAUGUAAGCAAAAAAAAAAUCUGGAGGAAAGGCUAAUUUCCACUGUGUGGAAUGUGAAUAGUUAAACAAAGUUAUGGUUAUUUAAUGUAAUUAUUGACUCAAAUCCUUUGGUCACUGUGAUUUCAAGCAUGUUUUCUUUUUUUUUUCUCCUUUAUAUGACUUCCUCUGGGUUGAGCAAAGAAGAGGUUGGCACGUUGUAUGUUGUUGGUGGCUUUUAUCAGGUCAGAGGGAAACAAUAAAAUCCUCACACGUCUGAACGUGCACUAGAGUCAAGACCUGAGCUUUUAUUUUUUUUAAUUGACUGUUCCUUAAAGGUUAACAUUUCUAAGGCAACUUUAGAAAGAUUUUUAAAUGUUAUUUCAGAAGAAUUAAGAUGUGUAUAUACAAAUAGCAGAUACAAAUGAAUAGUUCACGAGUCCUUUUAAGGAGAAAAAUCUAAAAUAAAAACAACAAUGUAUGUACGGAACCUUUAUAAAUGACCAGUUCAUGCUUAAGAGUGAAAGUAGUUCUGAUUUGUCAUUCUCACAAUAUUUAAUAUCAACUGUAUUAUGUCUGCUUUAAUCAUUUAAAAACCACAGAGGAUAUAUAAAGACUAUGAUUGAA
This is a messenger RNA of Camelus dromedarius (Arabian camel), 4028 nucleotides long. It is a transcript of the gene GREM1, whose product is annotated as gremlin 1, DAN family BMP antagonist. The transcript is spliced from 2 exons. Gene Ontology annotation, biological process: animal organ morphogenesis. The record is from RefSeq and is a predicted model, not a curated record. Gene Ontology annotation, molecular function: receptor ligand activity; BMP binding. Lineage: Eukaryota; Metazoa; Chordata; Mammalia; Artiodactyla; Camelidae. Bases 6 to 728 code for a protein of 240 amino acids.